GAAGCCCUUUUCCGCUGAAUUAUCAACAUGGCUUUGAUACUGCCAGAGAAGUUUCAGCACAUUCUUCGUAUCCUCAACACAAAUAUUGAUGGACGAAGGAAAAUUAUGUUCGCUAUGACUGCCAUCAAGGGUAUCGGUAGACGAUAUGCUAAUGUUGUCUGCAAGAAAGCUGAUGUAGAUAUCACAAAAAGGGCAGGGGAACUCUCAGAAGAAGAGAUUGACAAAAUUGUCACAAUUAUGCAGAACCCUCGUCAGUACAAGAUUCCUGACUGGUUCCUUAACAGGCAGAAAGACAUUAAGGAUGGUAAAUUCAGCCAGGUCAUGUCCAACACACUGGACAACAAACUCCGUGAGGAUCUGGAGCGACUAAAGAAGAUCCGAGCACACAGAGGUCUCCGUCACUACUGGGGUCUAAGAGUGAGAGGACAGCACACAAAGACCACAGGAAGAAGAGGAAGAACUGUCGGUGUGGCCAAGAAGAAGUAAACUGUGUAAAUGAGGGAGGAAAAGUAAAAAAAAAGUGUAUCAAAA
Messenger RNA from Magallana angulata, 531 nucleotides. Its product is annotated as 40S ribosomal protein S18. Gene Ontology annotation, cellular component: ribosome; small ribosomal subunit; cytosol. Gene Ontology annotation, molecular function: structural constituent of ribosome; RNA binding. The record is from RefSeq and is a predicted model, not a curated record. The coding region runs from base 28 to 486 and encodes 152 amino acids. The transcript has 5 exons. Lineage: Eukaryota; Metazoa; Mollusca; Bivalvia; Ostreida; Ostreidae. Gene Ontology annotation, biological process: translation.